AUCUUGAUUGAGUCCGUGUUCUCGACCGUGGGCGACGGUGGCGACCUCGACGUGGCCACGGUGCCCCACACAGACAUUGAACCGCUCCUUCUGGUGUAUUCCUCCGUCAGGCACCGCCGUCAGUCCAAGGAGGAGCUCGACCAGAUGAUCUCCCACGAGUACGACAAUCCGGUGACGAAGAGGCAGCGCCGUGCCCUCCCUCCCGGAGCCAGUUCGAGAGCCGGAAGGUCAAAGAGACAGACUGGCACCGAUCCUCAACUUCGAAGAGUGAGGAGAAACAUAGCCGAGGAACAGGAGGAGGAGAGUAAUCAGAUCUGGGAAGGAGAGCAGGAUUACACGGGUCUCCCCUCACACGCGCACAACUCCCUUGCAGAAGGCCGACGGAAGGGCAAGAGGAGGAGGGCGAAGAACGCGUGCAAGAGGAAGCCCCUCAAGGUAGAUUUCGAGGACAUAGGAUGGCAUAAGUGGAUCAUUGCUCCUUCGGCUUAUGAGGCCUUUCAAUGCAGCGGCAAGUGCUUCUACCCGCUGCCGUCCCACCUCAGCCCCACGAAGCACGCUGUGGUUCAGAACCUGGUUCAUUCUCUCCACCCAGACCGAGCGUCCAGAGCCUGCUGUGUCCCUACUCUGCUGGGACCCAUCUCUCUGCUUUACCUGGAAAAUGAUAUUCCUACUUUCAAGUACGAUUAUGAUGAUAUGGUCGUCCUUGAGUGCGGUUGCAGAUAGUCGAUGGCUUGUGCGCGGUGACCUUCCCCUUUCGAGGAAAUGAGGGUUUUGUUUGGUGUAGUGUGCGAGAUUUUUUCCUCCUUUUUUGGAAAAUAAAGCAGAUGGAGUAUUUGAGACGAUGGUGCAUGGUUGUGUAUAAAAGCAGACGUUGAUACUGGUAUCAGCGUAGUUGAGUCAGUACUGGCAUGCCUCGUCAGGUGUCACAUAUUAUAUAAUUCUUGUAGGAUUAUGUAGGCAAGACCUAAAACCACUGUGUCUUCCGCUGUCUCUCUCGCCAUGUUAAAGGGACAGUUGUGGCUUACAGUGUACCAUGUCCUUUUUUUAAUUACGGAAAUAUACUAACAAAAUAGGGAGAGGCUUGUUUUUUUCUUGUAAGUCACUACUUACUGCGGAAAUGUUACAAUUUGGAAUGUCACAGGGAUGUAUUAUGUUUUUUAUAUAUAUAUACUUAGCCAUAUGUACUGUAAAUAAUUUAACUUGUGAAUAUCUUUAGAUGGAUUGAUAAUGAGAAAUAUAAUAGUUGUAGGAUCAGAGGACUUAAAAAAACACUAUUUUUUCCCCUCUUUCUAAGAUGUACAGUUUACCUUUACUCUAUAGCAUGCCAUAUAUUUUAAUACAUUGUAAAUUAUAUACCACCUAUGAUAAAAUAUACACAUUAAGGUACAAUAAAGGUUGGAAUAGGCUAACAUCAUCCUCAGCAUUAUCAGUUAGAUUAUAGAUUUAUCAUACUGAAAUUUUUUUAUACUCUCAUCCUCAAAAAUGCCAUCAUUCCAAAGAUACGUUACCAUCAGUUAUAUG
Messenger RNA from Penaeus indicus, 1521 nucleotides. Its product is annotated as bone morphogenetic protein 10-like. Gene Ontology annotation, molecular function: growth factor activity; cytokine activity. The annotation marks the transcript as partial. The record is from RefSeq and is a predicted model, not a curated record. The transcript has 4 exons. Lineage: Eukaryota; Metazoa; Arthropoda; Malacostraca; Decapoda; Penaeidae. Gene Ontology annotation, cellular component: extracellular region.